UUGGCGGCGGGCGCGGGGGCGGGGCGGGCGCGCCCGGGCCGGUGGCUCCGCCUCCUCCCGCCGCCGCCCGCGCCGCCCAUCUGCCGCCCGCCGGUCGCCGGUGCAGCGGCAAUGCCCCGCAGCCCGGCCGCGGCCCCCGGCCCGCCCAGCUAGCCCCGCACCGCGAUUCUCGGAGCAGCGAUGGGCAACACGGUACACCGGACCCUGCCAGACUCUAGCCCUCCUGCACGCCUCCUGGCCACCCGGCCUUGCUACGGUCCGGGCCCGGAAAGGCGAGCGGUCCUGGGCGAGGCGCCCCGCUUCCAUGCUCAGGCCAAGGGCAAGAACGUACGUCUGGACGGCCACUCGCGCCGGGCCACGCGGCGGAACAGUUUCUGCAACGGCGUCACCUUCACGCAGCGCCCCAUUCGCCUGUACGAGCAGGUGCGGCUGCGCCUGGUGGCCGUGCGUCCCGGCUGGAGCGGCGCGCUGCGCUUCGGCUUCACUGCGCACGACCCGUCGCUCAUGAGCGCUCAGGAUAUCCCCAAGUACGCCUGCCCCGACCUGGUCACGCGACCUGGAUACUGGGCCAAGGCGCUGCCCGAGAACCUGGCGCUACGGGACACGGUGCUGGCCUACUGGGCCGAUCGCCACGGGCGCGUCUUCUACAGCGUCAACGAUGGCGAGCCGGUGCUGUUCCACUGCGGCGUGGCCGUGGGAGGCCCGCUCUGGGCACUCAUCGACGUCUAUGGCAUCACGGACGAGGUGCAGCUGCUGGAGAGCACCUUCGCAGACACGCUGACCCCCCUGCGCCUGGGCCAGGCCCGCCUCAGCGCCUGCCCCCCUCCGGGCAGCCACGAUGCUGCCAACUUUGACAACAAUGAGCUGGAGAAUAACCAGGUGGUGGCCAAGCUGGGUCACCUGGCUCUCGGUCGUCCCGACGCCUCCGUCCCGUGCGUGGCCCGUGAACGCGCGAGGCCCGCCUCGUCGCCUGCGCUGCUGGACGCCGAGCUGCGCUUCCACGCCACGCGCGGCCCCGACGUGAGCCUGUCCGCCGACCGCAGGCUAGCCUGCGCGCCCCGCCCCGACGGCGGCCGCACGCUCGUAUUCUCCGAGCGGCCGCUGCGGCCGGGGGAGAGCCUGUGCGUGGAAGUGGGGCGCCCGGGGCUGGCGGCGCCCGCGGCUGUGGCCUUCGGCAUCACGUCCUGCGAUCCUGGCGCGCUGCGGCCAUCCGAGCUGCCCGCCGAUCCCGCUGCGCUGCUGGACCGCAAGGAAUAUUGGGUGGUGGCGCGCGCGGGGCCCGUGCCCAGCGGAGGCGACGCGCUCAGCUUCACGCUGCGACCGGGCGGCGAUGUCCUGCUGGCGGUGAACGGGCGCCCGCGGGGACGCCUGCUGUGCGUGGACACCUCGCAGGCGCUCUGGGCCUUCUUCGUGGUGCGCGGCGGCGUGGCGGGCCAGCUGCGUCUCCUGGGUACCCUACAGUCCAGUCCUGAGACCACAACGCCAUCAGGGUCCUUCAGUGGCUCCCAGGAUGACAGCGAUUCAGACAUGACCUUUGGGGUCAACCAGUCGUCCUCAGCGUCAGAAUCGUCUCUGGUGACAGCCCCCAGCUCCCCACUGAGUCCCCCGGUGUCCCCAGCCUUCUCUGCCCCCGAGCCGGCAGGCAGCAGGAACGGAGAGUGCACGGUGUGCUUCGACAGCGAGGUGGACACGGUCAUCUACACGUGUGGACACAUGUGCCUGUGCCACAGCUGCGGCCUGCGGCUCCGAAGGCAGGCCCGGGCCUGCUGUCCUAUCUGCCGGCGGCCCAUCAAGGAUGUUAUCAAGAUCUACAGGCCGUAGCCGUGCAGCUGGCUCGGCCAAGGCGAGGUCACCUUUCUGAAGCCCCUGCUGGGUGGGCGACACCAUGGCUAUCAGGGAGCCCGGGGGCAGGAGCCAUCUCUCAUCUGCCACUCCGCAGUGAUGAGCAAGGCAGGACAGGUGUGGAGAUGAGGCGCUGGGGGGCCAGAGGCCAGGCGAGCAUUUGCUACUUCUGACUCAGACACACACUGCCCCCCAAAAGCCUGUCCCAGGAUUCAGCUCAGGAACUGCCUGGUAGAUCACCUGCCACUUGGUGACCUUCAGCUGGGAAAGGGUACCCUCUGUCUGUGCAAUGCUUCUUUGGGGUUGGGUUGAGUGUGUGUGUGUGUGUGUGUGUGUGUGUGUGUGUGUGUGUCGGGGUGGGGGUAGACAGCACGGAGAGUGCGUGAGAGCGAGCGAGCGUGUGUGUUUUAUGCAGGGAUCCGUCUCCUGGAGGGUAUUUAACACUAAGGAAUGUGCAAUCUGGGCCCAACUGUUAAUGUGAUGGUUGUCUACUUUUUGGGGAUUUGGUUUUCUGCAAUGAGCUAGCUUUGAACACACGAGGCCUGAACCUACACAAAGCUCCCUCAAUGGCAUUCAGAUUUUCUAAGGGAAAGCAAAAAAAUAGCUCACUGUUUACAGCUCCAGGUGGCAGUGCCUGCUGAGGGGGCGAAGGUGGGCGGAGAACAUCAGAGAACAGGUGGCUUUUACUUCUCACUCAGACUAGGCGUGGCCUUCCGUGGCAGCUGGGGACAGGUGCCCAAGCUUAGCAUCUAGAUUCCUUCAUCCCCAGCCAGUAGAACAGCAAACACCUCAGCCCCGCCCCUACAUGCUCUGGAGUUCUGUGAUGUCCUCCCUGUUCUCUGGGACAACUCCGUGUCUCCCACAGUAGAAUUAAGAGCUUUGGGCGUGUCCCGGUGAGCAGCCGGCUCCCUUGCCUGGUCUUCAUCCCAGUCCCGACCUUCUCAUUUUUCUGUUGAUUAUUAAUGGUGUUACCUACACUGGUGAGCUGCUCACAAGGAGCGGACUGAAAAUGCUCCCGGCUCCUGGGUCUCUUUGCUGACAUUUCCCAGGCCCCCGGCCCUGGCCCCCUCUCCCUGGGUCAGACUUGUUUCUGUCGGCUUCCAGGCCUCGCCGUUGCUGAUACUUUGACUGUGUGUGCCACCCCUCCCUUCUGAGGAGGCACGGGUUGUACCGGAUGUCCGUCCACCCUGAGCUGCACCUUCCGAGGGGUUCUUCGGCCUCUCUUUUCUUUGUUCCUAUUUGGAAGCCUGGUGCCAGGGCCCUGGAGAGACCUGCUCAGGUUUUUUGAGAGAAAGCUUGAGACACCUUUGCCGGGAGCAACUGUUUUACUCACGGCUCCUAAUCUGGCCCUCUGUUGCUGUGAGGGGGGAAAGAAGAGGGGAAGAGAAAUGUUCAGGAAGUGAGGUUCAUGGAACAGGCUUUGACAAGGAGCCUCGGACCACCGGGAGCAGCCUAAGCCCCACUCGGUGCCCCUGGUGGCUGGAGGCUUUGGGCCUACAGUGCUUCUCUGUCUGAGAGAGUCUGGACCUGGCCUGGUCACAGCUUCCUUCUCCCUCUCCCAGUAGGAGCCUCUGAGAGCUUGCUUUUCCUUAGGGACUUCAGGGCACGCGGCCACCUUUUCACUUUAGGGUGACUUUGUCUUUUUUUAGUGUUUUGGUUUGUUGUUGUUUUGGUUUUCCUGGAACUCACUCUGUAGACCAGGCUGGCCUCAAACUCAGAGAUCCGCCUGCCUCUGCCUCCCCAGUGCUGGGACUAAGGGUGUGCACCACCACUGCCCUGGUGCAGCUGAAUCCUUUAAGGAGCCACAGUAACCCUUGUCUGCCUGGGUGGGAGUCUGAGAAUCAGGCGCUCUGGGUACACAGCUCAGUUUACACAGUCCAAGCUUUUAGCCUGUACACGUGCUAGGUAUGGGCAGAGCCUCCUCAUUGCCGGUGGUGAUGACUGGGUGUCCACAGCCAUGGCCCUGUCUGACUAGAGUCUCUAACUGCCACAGUUUAAAGGGGAACAAACUCCCCUUUGCCUCUUGCCCUCCCAGCUAGACCCUUGAGAUGUAGCAGGGGGUCACCCACAGCCACCACCAGGACAUCAGCAGCUGAGGUCCCAGACUCGGGUGGACCAGGCAGGCUUCUGGUGACCUCUUACCAGGACAGAAAGGAACCACAGGCCUGUUUAACCUGCUCUGCAGCCGCUAUAAAUAGCUGCCUUGUUUCCCACAGAGCAAAGGGGAUGUUUCUGUUCUAAAAGUCAGGUAUUUGCCUGUGCUCUGAAAGAUGGAGUCGGACCCUAAGGGCAAUGUGUAUGUGCGUGUUUCAUCUCAACAAGAGGCAGGAGGAAAAGAAGCUGGUGUCUUUCAUCAGGUGCACAUGCCUGGACACUGAGUUAAAGAGACGCCUUUGUCCAGGGCCCUGUGUAUAGGUUUUAGGGCCAUAUUGAGUCCCAUCUGAGACUUGGCUGCUUAGAAGGCUCACCAUCCUAUGGGCGACUUCUAAAGUCACACCCACCUUGGCCACAGGACGCUAGGAUGCAGCUUCCAGGUCAAAGGUCGUCAGCUGCAGGACACAAGUGUCCUUGCUUGGCAAGUGAGCCCUGAGAUCCUGUGAGACUCCUAAGGAUCACAAAACAGGAAGUGGCAGGGCGGGGAAUUGCAGUACCCGCAUGUAGCCCUCCCUGGCCUGCCUGCCCUACUUCUCAGGAAGCUCAGUACUACCCGAGUCUUCUUUCCCAAGACUCACCUGGAUAGCCUGGUGCCCACACCUGUGGAGAAGGAUCUGGGCCACUGUCCCUUGCUGCCCACACCCUAGAGAGGACAGAUGUCCUCCAAGGCUCAUGCACUCGCCCGUCGGCACUGGGACGCCAUGCGGGGCUGCUCUGGAGAGGGGCUUUAGGCCGCCCCUUUCUGGGACCUUGCAGCCACUCCCUUCUCAGGCAGUACCUCAGCCCAUUUUCCAGGCUCACUGCCCAUUUGUGCCCUGUGAACCUCAAAAGCCAAGAGUAGGAUGGGGAGGCCAAGUUCCCCCACCCCCAUCCAUGGCAGCCAUAUCUGCCCACUGGAACUUUCUGGAAAACAGUUGUUUCCCAGGCUAAGCCGGGUCCUCCUCCUACUGGGGUUGACCCUCUCGGGCAGCCGUCCUGCACAGGCUGCAACACACGUCUUCACUUGUCCAGUGUCCACUCACCAGCAUGGCUCGUGGUCAGGACAUGAGAUAGCAGACUGGGACAAAAGGCAGGGCCUGUGGGCAGCUCUCAGGCAAGAGGCCACAUCCUAAACUGAUUUGCUCACUCUGGAGUUGGGGCUUGUGCUAGCACGUAGUAGGUACUCAGUAAACGACCGCAGAUCAGACCAGGAGCCAGGUUAGGAGUGGUCAGGAGGUUGGUGCAACAGCAUCCUGUAUAUAUACAGACACAAAGUCAUUCAACAAACAUUUGCUGAGUGCCCUCAGGAUGUUACCUGCUCUAAGGGGCAACAGAGAGCACCCAGCCCUGAUUCGUGAGUGGUACCAUCAACGGGCAAGACGGGGAGGGAGGAGCACGUGGGCUUUCUUGACCAUUCUUUUGCCUUGGAUUCAUCUAGAUAAACACCCACAAAGCUUUCCGCACCCAUUUUAGGGGUGUUCUUUGUGGUGAGUGAGCCCUUGCCAAACAGCCAAGACCCCACCAGUUAAUGGCCACCUACAGGGAGUCUCUGGGGAGAUAGCUCCCUGCUGCUUCCACGCACUGGUGGGGCUGGGCACAGCAGCCCUGAAUUCCAGCUGCAAACGGCAUUGUGCAACCUUGGAACAGGGGAAGCAGUAACCGCUCACUGCAUUGCCCAUCCUGCCCUGGCUGGGAACACGGCUCAGGGACACUGGGCCUCCCAGCGUUUCUUAAUAUUUUAGUGUCUCACUGUUUUCCCUCAAGUCCCUAAUGGAACUACCAACAUGACAAUCUGUCUGUGCCUUAUGGAAGUGUGUGUGUGUGUGUGUGUAUGUGUGUACACUUUUUAUCCUUUAAAAUGCAACCCUUCAACGUGGACAAGAAGCAUCGGUUGGGCUUCAGACGCCAGCGAGGAGUCCCUGAGGCCCUCUUGCGGUUUGCGGUUGGACUAAGAGUGUUCAUCCCCCCCACCCGUCCCCACUACCUGUGUACAGACCCUUUGAAACAUGUCUGUCUUCUCUGAUUCAAUACUGUGACCCUCCAAUGCCAUCUAGUCUUGGGGGAACUGUACUAAAGGCCUGAGAACUUGGGGAGUAAGCGGGAAGGGUUUGCGUUGGUCUUUGUGUGUUGUGUGUUCUGAUAUUCGUCUGUUUUUAUCUGUUUUAUAUUAACAUAACUUUACUGUUUGAAAACAAAUACAACUUCGGCU
Messenger RNA from Apodemus sylvaticus (European woodmouse), 6184 nucleotides. RefSeq names its product neuralized E3 ubiquitin protein ligase 1B (gene Neurl1b). Gene Ontology annotation, biological process: ubiquitin-dependent endocytosis. The record is from RefSeq and is a predicted model, not a curated record. The transcript has 5 exons. Gene Ontology annotation, cellular component: early endosome. Gene Ontology annotation, molecular function: ubiquitin protein ligase activity. Bases 181 to 1821 code for a protein of 546 amino acids. Lineage: Eukaryota; Metazoa; Chordata; Mammalia; Rodentia; Muridae.